This is a messenger RNA of Pediculus humanus corporis (human body louse), 999 nucleotides long. Its product is annotated as protein PINCH, putative. Gene Ontology annotation, cellular component: cytoplasm; focal adhesion; cell-cell junction. The transcript is spliced from 5 exons. The coding region runs from base 1 to 999 and encodes 332 amino acids. The record is from RefSeq and is a predicted model, not a curated record. Gene Ontology annotation, biological process: positive regulation of substrate adhesion-dependent cell spreading; positive regulation of integrin-mediated signaling pathway; cell-cell junction organization. Lineage: Eukaryota; Metazoa; Arthropoda; Insecta; Psocodea; Pediculidae.
AUGCCGACGAGCAACAUGGCUUGCUCUCGUUGCGGAGAUGGAUUUGAACCCCAUGAAAAAAUUGUCAAUUCAAAAGGUGAACUUUGGCAUCUUCAAUGUUUCGUGUGCGCACAAUGUUUCAGACCGUUUCCAGAUGGUACGUUUUACGAAUUCGAAGGAAGAAAAUAUUGCGAACACGAUUUUCAGGUAUUGUUUGCUCCCUGCUGUGGCAAAUGUGGCGAAUUCGUCGUCGGAAGAGUCAUCAAAGCCAUGAAUUCGAAUUGGCAUCCGAAAUGUUUUCGUUGCGGCACUUGCGAUAAAGAAUUGGCAGAUCUUGGUUUUUUCAAAAAUGCCAAUCGUGCUCUUUGUCACGAAUGUAAUUCGAAAGCCAAAGCCAUGGGCUCUGGAAAAUACAUUUGUCACAAAUGCCACGGGAUAAUUGAUGACAAACCUUUGAAAUUCAGAGGAGAAGUUUAUCAUCCGUAUCAUUUCAAUUGUGCUGCUUGUGGCAUGGAAUUAAAUUCAGAUGCGAGAGAAGUUAAACAUCGACCCGGUUAUACCAAUAACGAUAUGAACGAACUUUACUGUCUUCGCUGUCACGAUAAAAUGGGCAUACCCAUUUGCGGAGCUUGUAGAAGGCCCAUUGAAGAACGUGUCGUCACGGCAUUGGGAAAACAUUGGCACGUCGAACAUUUCGUAUGUGCUAAAUGCGAAAAACCAUUUUGGGGUCAUCGACACUACGAAAAGAAAAAUCUUGCUUAUUGCGAAACUCACUAUCAUCAACUUUUUGGAAAUCUUUGUUUUAUAUGUAAUCAAGUUAUAUCGGGCGAUGCUUUGAAUAAAGCCUGGUGCGUUCAUCAUUUUGCAUGUUCAGUAUGCGAUCAGAAAAUGACGCAGAAAACGAAAUUUUACGAAUUCGAUUUAAAACCCGUUUGUAAAAAAUGUUAUGAAAAAUUUCCAACGGAAUUAAGAAAACGAUUACGUAAAGCACAUCAACAACAAAGCAAAGAAAAUAAUUAA